AUGCGACUCCUCCGUUUUAGAGGCGUUGGCAAUAUCGCGUUUACUAAAUUCUUCCUGAAGCAGGAUAAAGUUCCAAGAUACGCAGCUCUGUCUCAUCAAUGGUCGGAAGACCCAAGCUCGGAGGUCACAUUUGCUGACAUCAGAGACGGCACUGGUCUCGGAAAGCCAGGCUAUGCGAAGCUUAGAUCAUGCGGCGAACAAGCGGCCAAAGAUGGCCUGCAAUACUUUUGGCUUGACACGUGCUGCAUCAACAAAGACAAUCCUGCCGAGGUGACAGAAGCCGUUACUCGGAUGUUCCAGUGGUACCGCCAAUCCUCAAGAUGCUAUGCAUAUCUCAGGGACGUCAGCGCAGAAGGUCUUGGAGCACCCGGCUCAGUCUUACCCUCACAACUGGAGGCAGCCUUCCGGGCGAGCCGGUGGUUCACUCGUGGUUGGACGCUUCAAGAACUCCUUGCCCCAGCAUCGCUGGAGUUUUUCUCUAAGGAGUGGAUUCUGCUGGGUGACAAGGUGUCGCUGCAGAAGCCUAUCCAUGAAGUGACGGGGAUACCUCUUGAAGCACUAAGAGGGAAGCCAGUAGCCGGUUUCUCCAUCGCUGAUCGACUAUCAUGGGCACAGAAGCGGCAGACGACUCGCUCAGAGGAUAAAGCGUACUCCCUGCUUGGCCUUCUGGAUAUUGCGAUGCCGCUUAUAUAUGGUGAAGGACACAACAAGGCGACGGCCAGGCUACGACGAGAGAUCGAGAACAAGCGCCAACAAAGUGCAGAGCUGGAGAAAGCCUUGAGCAUACUACCCAAGAGCUCAUCCGCCGCAUUUGACUCGAAGGAGAACGAAGACGGACCGACUUGCCUGCUUAACACCCGUGUCGAACUACUACGUCAGAUCAAAGCAUGGGCUAACGGAGCAGACGACCGAAGCAUCUUCUGGCUUAGCGGGAUGGCCGGCACGGGCAAGUCCACGAUUGCUCGCACCAUCGCCAGAUCCCUCCACGAGCAAGGCAGACUGGGAGGAAGUUUCUUCUUCUCUCAAGGUAGCGGGAGUGACGGCCAUGCUGGCAAGCUUUUCACGACGCUCGCUUCGGAGUUAGCGAGCAGAAUACCCGGCGCGGCGCUUCAUAUCCAUGAUGCUGUAGUGGAGCACAAGAACGUGUCACAGUCCAGCAUGCAAUCUCAGUGGGAGACAUUGAUCACGAGGCCGUUGUCACUGACGGACAGUGAAGAUCUUCCUCCUACGAUAGUGUUCGUCCUCGACGCGCUUGGGGUGUGUGAUAAGGCUGGAGAUAUCGGUAAGAUUCUGGAGCUGCUGGCACUGGCGAAGAACCUGCAUACAGUCCGUUUACGCUUCCUCAUUACAAGCCGACCAGACGCCAUUAUCCGUGCUGGUUUCCGCUCGAUAUCGGAGGCGGAUCAUCAUAACGUUGUUCUUCAUGAUGUGUCUCCGACGGUGGUUGACAAAGACCUCACUCUGUUCUUCACCGAGAGUUUCCGCGCGAUGAGGACAGAACACGCACUCGAUCAUACGUGGCCGGACGAAGGAACAAUCAGACGGCUGGUAUACAUGUCGCGCGGUUUGUUCAUAUGGGCCUCGACUGCUUGCCGAUUCAUUUGCAAGGAAGGACAGUCUGCUAAGGAUCGAGCGGCUGUGAUCAUCAGCGGUCACCCUUCGAUUGCUGGUUAUGAGGAGCAACAAGACCAAAUCUAUAGCACUGUGCUCCGAGCCUGUGUUCCACCCGAUCUAGAUGAUGAGCAAAAAGCGGGGCUAUGUAACAACCUGAAUAAUGUCGUCGGAACCAUUGUUACAGUCCUCUCUCCUCUUUCGGCGGACUCUUUGGCAGGUUUACUGGACAAGGAGCCGCAGGAGAUCAGAGCAACGCUGACGGAUCUGCAUUCGAUCCUCGAUGUGCCUGACGACAGCAACCGUGCUAUCCGCCUACACCAUACUUCACUACGAGAGUACCUGCUUGAUAGCACCAGGUGCGUUGAUCCCACCUUUAGGGUUGACGAAGCGAGCGCACACAAAGCACUAGCUGAACGCUGUGUGCGUCUCAUGUCUAAAAGCCUUCGCCGAAACAUCUGCGAUCUUCCGCUGCCCGGCACGCCGAUCGACAAGAUUGACCGUACGAGAGUCGAGCAGUGUCUCCCACCUGAACUUCAAUAUGCAUGCCUCCACUGGGCGGAACAUUACCGACGGAGCGGCGCCCGCCUCCAAGAUGGCGACAGGGCUCAUCAAUUUCUCCAGAAGCAUUUUGGGCACUGGCUCGAGGCCAUCAGUCUGAUGGGAAAGUGCUCUGAGAUGGCUGCCAUACUCAGAAUAUACCAAUCACUUCUCAUGCCCGCCGAUAAUCCUAUACAAGUGCCGUUUGUGAAGAUAAUACGGCAAGCCUUGUACAAGUUUCAGGCCACCAUCGAGCAAACACCUCUCCAGAUUUACUCGAUCUCUCCUAUUUUCACGUCACAAUCUAACCACUUGCAGUAUCCUGCCAGAGGACAAAUGCAAUCAUUGCUACCGCUUGGCAACACAGAAUACAACUAUGUCGGUGAUCUCGCAUUUACACCUGAUGGUCGACGUUUGGCAUCGGGGUCUACGCACGAAUGGGCGAGAGUUUGGGAUAUCCCAAGCAGAACACGGAUCUGCAAGUACGUAGGGCAGACAGACAAAAUUAGCUCGGUGGCAAUAUCACCGGACGGAACACUACUCGCUUCAGGCUCUGAUGACUUUACUGUGGAGGUCUGGGACAUGGAGUCAAAGGUCACCAGGUGGAAGUCAGCCGCGCAUAGACGAUGGGUCAAUACCGUAUGCUUCUCACCCGAUGGGAAGCUGCUCGCGUCUGGCUCUAGUGAUGAGACCAUCCGAAUCUACAAUGCCGCGGACGGAACUUUGCAUGAGAAAAUCGAGCCGAAGCGGAGUAGCAUCAACACUGUCCACUUCUCCCCUGAUAGCUCUUUGCUCGCUUACGGAACAGCGGACCACACCAUACUUGUCUGGAACCUUGAGAAGCGCGAGACCUGUCUGAUGCUUGACGGUCACAAGCUUCCGGUCAACGCCGUUCAAUUCUCGAACGAUGGAAGGCGUAUCGUGUCGGGAUCGGACGACAUGACGGUCAGGGUUUGGAGCUCUCAAACGGGCACAGAAGUGCUGUUGAUGAAAGGCCACAGGAAGGGUAUCUGGGCUGUGUCUUUCUCGCACAAUGGCUUGACCAUUGCAUCCGGCUCUGAGGACAAGACCAUCAGGCUGUGGAAUGCAGAGACAGGCGUACUUGCGAAGACUCUGCUUGGACAUAAAAGUGGGAUCAAUUCGGUCCGCUACUCGCCAAAUGGCCAAGUUCUGGCAUCAGGAGCCUUCAACGACGAGGUAAGGCUUUGGGACGCAAGGACGGGUCGGGCAAUUGGCGAGCUUGACGACUUCGAUGAUGAAAACGCCGAGUCGGGCGCACCGUCAGUAACACUUUCGGCGUCGGACAUGAACCUAAUUCCAUUCACUCAAUCUAGGCUUCAUCCGCGCUCGCUCCUGUAG
Molecule: messenger RNA, 3510 nt
Organism: Baudoinia panamericana UAMH 10762
Lineage: Eukaryota; Fungi; Ascomycota; Dothideomycetes; Mycosphaerellales; Teratosphaeriaceae
Exons: 2
Coding region: 1-3510 (1169 amino acids)
Molecular function (GO): protein binding
Source: RefSeq, a predicted model, not a curated record